GCAUGGUUGUCAGGAUAUCUGAAUAUGCUGGCAUUCGAUGAGAAUGCGCUACAUAAAUUGCGUUUAAGGAAACAAGAAAAAAGGACACGGGAGGUCUAUGCGCAUAUCAGAAUUAUCAUCGAUGAUAUGCUAAUCUAUCGUUCCAGUGUUUGGAAUAAAAGGUUGAUUAUAAACGAGCAACUGAUUUACUACCUCAAUCCCGACCUAAAGCUGCCACCUUGGCGUGGUGGUCGGGCUUUAGAGCUGCAAUUAUCCCGCGGGCUACACUGGCUGAAACUUCGUUCCACAAGGUGUAUCCAUGCCAGGAAGGCCAAAGGGGAGCAGCCAGACCAAGAGCAGCGAGACCCCGUACUACAAGUAAUCACGCUACGAGGCGGUUUGGGGAACACCACGACAGAUGAUGUAGAUGUCACAGAAACUUUAAAUAUGAGCUUAAAUGGAUGGCUUACGCAG
Messenger RNA from Opisthorchis viverrini, 453 nucleotides. RefSeq lists its product as hypothetical. The record is from RefSeq and is a predicted model, not a curated record. NCBI's taxonomy places the organism in Eukaryota, Metazoa, Platyhelminthes, Trematoda, Opisthorchiida, Opisthorchiidae. The annotation marks the transcript as partial. The transcript has 4 exons.